Messenger RNA from Oncorhynchus tshawytscha (Chinook salmon), 3216 nucleotides. RefSeq names its product nuclear receptor subfamily 4 group A member 3-like. Gene Ontology annotation, molecular function: RNA polymerase II cis-regulatory region sequence-specific DNA binding; nuclear glucocorticoid receptor binding; nuclear receptor activity. Gene Ontology annotation, biological process: regulation of transcription by RNA polymerase II; cellular response to corticotropin-releasing hormone stimulus. Lineage: Eukaryota; Metazoa; Chordata; Actinopteri; Salmoniformes; Salmonidae. The coding region runs from base 38 to 1774 and encodes 578 amino acids. The transcript has 6 exons. Gene Ontology annotation, cellular component: nucleus; transcription regulator complex. The record is from RefSeq and is a predicted model, not a curated record.
UCUCUCUCUCUCUCUCCUCCCAUCUUUCUCUGUAGACAUGCCUUGUGUGCAGGCACAGUAUGGGCCCGCCCCUCCAGGCUCGUCCUACUCCGCCCAGUCCUUUGGUUACCAGGGCGACAGCUACAGCUCUGACCUCAUGACCCCGGACUAUACCAAGUUGGACUUGGGGGGGGGUGAGAUCUCGGCGGCCGCCACCACCUCUCUGCCCAGCUUCAACGUGUUUGUCGAGGGGAGCUAUGAGCCCAAGUCCUCCUGCCUAUACCAGAUGCCCUCCCAUAGGCCGCUUAUCAAGAAGGAGGAGGAGUCCUACCCACAAUCUGACACCAUGCCCACCUCCUCCAUGUACUUUAAACAGUCUCCUCCGUCCACCCCCACCACCCCCUCUCUCGCCCCCCAGCCUGGCUCCUCCUUCCUCUGGGAUGACUCCCCCCACCUCUCCCUGCAGCCCCCCUCCCACGGCCCCCUCAAGUCCGCUCGCUUCCCCCACUUCUACCAGCAAUCCCCUCCCCACAGUGGGGGGUACGAGGGGCUGGGAGGGGGGCUGCCUCGCUCUUCCUCCUCAUCCUCUUCCUCAUCCUCUUCGGUGCCCCCUCACCCCCACGGCCCACCCCUGGAACAGCACCUGUACCAGCUGCACCGCGGGGUUGGGGGUCCGGGGGGACUGGCCUUCCGUUCUCUGGCGCUGGGGUCCUGUAACCCUCUGCUGGGGGACUGCCUGCCCUCGCCCCCCCAUCGCGGCCCCCCAGGAGAGGGCACCUGUGCCGUGUGUGGCGACAAUGCUGCCUGCCAGCACUACGGCGUACGCACCUGCGAGGGCUGCAAAGGCUUCUUCAAGCGUACGGUGCAGAAGAAUGCCAAGUAUGUGUGCCUGGCCAGUAAGAACUGUCCGGUGGACAAACGGAGACGCAACCGCUGCCAGUACUGCCGCUUCCAGAAGUGCCUCAGUGUCGGCAUGGUGAAGGAGGUGGUGCGUACAGACAACCUGAAGGGCCGUCGAGGUCGUCUGCCCUCCAAACCAAAGAGCCCGCUGCAGGCGGAGUCCUCGCCUCCCUCGCCUCCCCUCAGCCUGCUCUCUGCUCUGCUCAGGGCCUACUCACACUGCACUCCCAGGGAACUGGACUACAGCCAGUUCAGUGCGGCGGAAGCCCCCUCCUCCUCCUCUGACACCCAGUACAUACAGCUCUUCUAUAAGCUGCUCACCAUCUCCAUGGAGACCACACGUUGCUGGGCCGACCGGCUGCCCGGCUUCAAUGAGCUUCACGGCGAUGACCAAAACCUUCUCAUAGACUCCGCCUUCCUGGAGCUCUUCGUCCUGCGAUUGGCCCACAGGUCUUUGUUGUCGGAGGAUAAGCUGGUGUUCUGUAAUGGCCUGGUGCUGAGCAGGUUCCAGUGUCUGAGAGGUUUUGGAGAGUGGCUGGACUCCAUCAGAGACUUCUCCUCUCAUCUACAGAGUCUCAACCUGGACACAUCCGCCUUCUCCUGCCUGGCUGCCCUGGUGCUGCUCACAGAGCAGGUCCCAGGACUGAAGGACAGUAAGCGUGUUGAGGAGCUGCAGAACAAGGUGGUCUGUUGCCUUAGAGACCACCUGGGCUUUGGCCCCUCCUCCUCCUCCUCCUCCAAGGCCACGCCCCCUCUAAGUCGUGUGCUGGGUGUUAGGGCGGAGCUCCGCUCCCAGAGGACCCAGGGUCUGCAGAGGAUCUUCUACCUGAAGCUGGAGGACCUGGUCCCACCCCCACCUCUGAUUGACAGGUUCCUAGACACUCUGCCCUACUGAUGCUGCCUGGGCUGAUUAUGCCCACACAUAUGUGUCACAUCCUGUUUAAGACACCCCCCACCCCCACCCCAGAUCACCACGCAGCCACGCUCAGAGGAGCGAGACUCGCUGAGCCAAGCUGAGAGACAGCCAAUCAAAUUGCUUUUCACUCAUUAAGGACAACCAAUCAAAAAAUGCUUUUCACGCCAUAAAGACAAUUAUUCAUAUGCUUACCACUUUCUAUCUGGACCGUUUUUCUCGUGUGAUGGGAGGAUGUGAAAGGAUGACAAAAAUAUGAAAGUGACAUUUUUCUCUGUCCUGUUUUAGUCUGGUUAUGCCUGAAGGAGGAAAAUAAGACCCAGGCCUUUGUUCUGGACUGGUUUGGCCUGCUUCAGUCUGGUUUGGUUCAGUCUGAAGUUCAUAGCAGUCUGUCCUAGGGGGAGGGGAAGGCAGUCUGUGUGAGUAGCUGUGUGACGCUCUGAUGAUGUCCCAGGGAAACAGAAGCUGCGUUUGUUUUGUGUUCCCCCUGCGAAAUUGGACGAAGGAGACUUUUAAAUAAAAAAAGGUAUCGUCAGUCAAGACGACGUACAGCGUGAGUGACCCAGCAAUCUGUCUGUGUGUGUGUGAGCUUAGUCACACAACAGAAGGCAUUAAAACAGAAGAUCUAUAUAAAACACCCAACACACACAGUGAAGUGACUGCUGUUUGGCUCUGUUGUCCAAGUGCAAUUUCUUUAGUGCUAUCUUUCUUUUUAACGCAACAGCUAGAGAUGGAAAGGUUUCAUUUCAAACUAACCAUUGAUGACUCAGUCUCUCAGACUUGAACUGGCUGUAGUAGAUUUAAGAAUGAACUCUUAGGAUUAUUGGAGGAAAGAACGCAAGCAGCACUUACACCCUCAGAGGGUGACAAGCACAGACACACACCCACCCUGCUCCCCGAGAGAGGGGGCGAAGAGGCAGAGAGGAGGAGAACAGGAGAGGAGGAAAGGGGGGCUGGGAGUAGAAGGGUGCUCGAUGGAUGACUGUAAGGGGCCUGGGAGAGGUUGAAACAUUCCGCAGUCAUGCUCUUUUUAUAUGUUUGUAAUAUGGAGGCUGUGAGAGAUUGGAGGACAGUGUUACUGUCUAUGUGUUUCUGUGUAGGAGUACAGGAGCAUAUGCAUGGUGUGUUAUAAGCUGUUAUAAGCUCUUAUGAAGCUGUUAUGACAGCCUGGCCUGGUUUGUGUGUCAGACUGCGCUGUGUGUGUGUGUGUGUGGUCCCCCCACCUGGCCAUCCACCAUUACACAUCACAGACUCACUCACAGGCAUCCGUUUUGAAAGAAGGAAAAAAUACAAUUCUAUAGAUAUAUAAAUAUAUAUAUAUACAAAACUAAUAUUUUGAAGUGUUUUUAGCUUUUUCAAAUAUUGUGGUACAAGUUGUGCAUUGUUUUUUUGAAGAAGAGAAAUUAAAAGAAGUUAAAAAAGUU